This is a messenger RNA of Bufo bufo (common toad), 9157 nucleotides long. RefSeq names its product von Willebrand factor (gene VWF). Bases 138 to 8114 code for a protein of 2658 amino acids. Gene Ontology annotation, molecular function: protein binding. Gene Ontology annotation, biological process: blood coagulation; cell-substrate adhesion. The transcript has 52 exons. Gene Ontology annotation, cellular component: extracellular matrix. Lineage: Eukaryota; Metazoa; Chordata; Amphibia; Anura; Bufonidae. The record is from RefSeq and is a predicted model, not a curated record.
CCUAAAGUAUACAUAAGAUGUCAAACUUCUAGGUGGCUCUAGUUUGGUCCACCAGUGAAGGUGUAAGGGGGCAAUGGGCUGCUAAACAUCAGGACCGACUCCAAGUAGUUUGGGAUUUCAUCAUCUCAAACAUUAAGAUGCAUUCUCUACCAUUGAUCAUCUUUUCGUUGGUCUGUGUGAUUCCACCAGGAAAAUCUCUGGAUGUAUUUGAUAGAUCGGACUGGUCCUCACUGUCAAGAUGCAGUCUUUUUGGUAAAAAUCACAUCCGGACAUUUGAUGGAACAUUCUAUGAAUUUAAUGGUGACUGUAGCUACAUGUUGGCUGGAGACUGUCACAAGCAUUCAUUCUCACUACUAGUGGACUACAGAAAUGGCAAAAAGAACAGUGUAUCAAUGUAUCUGGGAGAAUAUUAUGACGUUCAUAUGUUCUUAGAUGGGACAGCGACUGAAGGAGAGAAAAGCAUUACUAUGCCGUAUGCCACAAAUGGGAUUUUCUUGGAGAAUGAGGCUGGAUACUAUAAACUCUCCAGUGAAGAACAUGGUAUAAUGGUGAAGAUCGACGUCAGUGGGAAUAUGCAGAUCAUACUGUCUAAUGAACAUUUUAACAGGACGUGUGGAUUAUGUGGCAACUUCAACCAGUUUGCAGAAGAUGAUUAUUUGACUCAAGAAGGUAUUUUGGCUGAAAAGAGCUAUGAAUUUGCCAAUUCCUGGGCACUGCAUGGUGGUGAUAAGAGAUGCAAAAGAAUUUAUCCUCCCAGUAACACAUGCAAUAUUUCAUCUGAAGCAGCGGAGAAGGACUUCAUACAGAGAUGUCAGGAUCUGAAAACAUCCCCGGUGUUUAUGAAAUGUCACCAUGAUGUCAACCCUGAUCCCUUCAUUGCCAUCUGUGAAAACGACAUGUGUGAAUGUGCAGAGGAUGUGCAAUGUCCAUGUCACACCUUCCUGGAAUAUGCGAGAGCGUGCGCCCAGCAAGGCGUUAUUGUCAGCAGCUGGCCAAUAGAAACUGCCUGCAAGCCUCAGUGUCCACAUGGAAUGGUUUACAAUGAGUGUGUGUCGCCAUGUGUUAAAUCCUGCCAGAGUCUCAACAUUAAUGAAGUGUGCCAAAAACAGUGUACUGAUGGAUGUAGUUGUCCGGAUGGAAAAGUGCUUGAUGGAUCUCGUUGUGUCAUACCCUCAGAGUGCUCCUGUAUUCAUUCUGGUAACCGAUAUCCUGUAGGGUCCACAAUCAAAGCAGACUGUAAUACUUGUUCCUGCAAAAGUGGGCUCUGGGACUGCAGCAAUGAAGAUUGCCCAGGGGAAUGCUACGUCACUGGACAAUCACACUUUAAGAGCUUUGACAACAAGCAGUUUACCUUCAGCGGGAUCUGUCAUUACUUACUUGCAAAAGACAUGGUGGAUGCAACUUUCUCCGUGGCCAUUGAAACUGUGCAGUGUGCAGAUGACCCUGAUGCUGUGUGCACCAGAUCAGCCACUGUGCGUCUCCUGGACAUGCAUAAUAUUACAUUGAAACUGAAACAUGGGGGAGGAGUCUCCAUAGACGGACAGGACAUCAUGCUUCCUUUGCUGCACGGUUCCCUUCGGAUCCAGACAACAGCUUUAUCAUCAGUACGUCUCUCAUAUCGGGAGGAUCUACAGAUUGAUUGGGAUGGUCAUGGAAAACUGAUCAUUAAGCUUUCUCCAGUUUUUGCUGAAUCCACUAGUGGCCUUUGCGGGAACUAUAAUGGAAAUCAAGGUGAUGACUUCCUUACACCUUCAGGAAUUGUUGAGGCCAGUGUUGAAGACUUUGGAAAUUCUUGGAAACUAAACGGUGACUGUGCAGAUCUGAUUAAACAAGACACUGAUCCAUGUAGUCUGAACCCCAGAAGAGCCAGAUAUGCAGAGGAAGCCUGCUCCACCCUCAUGGAGUACACAUUCCAGCCGUGUCACAGUGAGGUCAACCCCCUGCCAUAUCUGAAGAAUUGCCGCUAUGACGUUUGCUCUUGUUCUGAUGGGAAGGAAUGUAUGUGUUCUGCCAUUUCGACCUAUGCCAUGGUCUGCUCCAGGAAAGGCGUUCUCAUUGAGUGGAGGUCACCUGAAUUUUGCUCAAUCAGAUGUUCUGAAGGGAAGAUUUACCAGCAGUGCGGAAGUCCCUGUAACCAGACCUGCAGAUCAUUGUCUCAUCCUGACAGCAACUGCAGAGAGUUCUGUAUGGAAGGAUGUUACUGCCCCCCUGGACUGUACACCAAUGAGUUUGGAGAAUGUGUUCCCAAGUCCGAGUGCUCAUGUUAUUAUGAUGGGGAGUUAUUUCAACCAGAUGAUGUGUUCUCAGAUCACCAUUCUAUGUGCUACUGUGAGAAUGGACUGAUGCAUUGCACUUCGAAUGAUGUACCAGGAGCCUAUUAUGCAGAUGCCUUUUUCAGCCAGUCUGCCAGAGUAAAAAGAAGCGCAGAUUGUCGGCCUCCAAUGAAAAAAGUUGUAUGCUCUCCUGAUGAUCCAUCAGUUAAAGGAACAGAGUGCGCCAAAUCUUGUGAAAAUUAUGAAGCAGAGUGCAUGAGUAGCAAAUGUACCUCAGGAUGUAUGUGCCCAGAUGGGAUGGUCCGGCAUAAUAACAGGUGUAUAUUUCCUCAUAAGUGUCCAUGUAGACAUGCAGGGAAGGACUAUGCUCCCGGGGAGUCAGUGAACCAAGACUGUAACACAUGUAUUUGUCGAGGUAGAAGAUGGGAAUGUACAAAAAAUGUUUGUGAUGGUACCUGUUCAGCCAUCGGAGUGUCACACUACUUUACAUUUGACGGCAUGGUUUACAAUUUCCCUGGAGACUGCCAGUAUGUGUUAGCUCAGGAUUUUUGUGGUGGUGAACUUGGAACUUUCCGUAUCCUUGUGGGAAAUAUUGGUUGUGGAUUCAGUGGAGACAGAUGUACCAAGAAGAUUACAAUUCUGUUUAGAAAUGGAGAAAUUUUGUUAGAAAAUCAACAGGUCAAUAUCAGGAAACCUCUGAGCAGUGAGAUUGGUUUCGACAUACAGCAGUCUGGUAACUACUUUAUUUUAAAACUUGGAAGGGAAAUAUCUGUCACGUGGGAUAAAGGGAAACGAGUCUACGUCACCUUGAAUGGAUCCUUAAGGAACAAAGUCUGUGGCUUGUGUGGAAACUUUGAUGGAAUUGAAAACAACGAUUUGAUGAGUAGUAAUAAUCAGGUGGAAAAUAACCCAAGUAACUUUGGAAAUUCUUGGAAAGUGAAGCAUGCUUGUGCUGAUGUUGCAAUGAUCACCCCCAUCUCAAGCAUGCCAUUGUGUCAAGGCAAUGCCCUGAAACAAGCCGCAGUAGAAAAUGCCUGCGAGAUUUUAUGGGAUGACAUUUUUAAAGAUUGUCAUAAACUGGUUGAUCCGGUGCAGUACCAUGAUGUCUGCACUUAUGAUACAUGCAUUUGUGAAUCUAUCGGGGACUGUGCGUGCUUCUGUGACUCUAUUGCAGCCUAUGCUCAUGCAUGUGCUCAGGAAGGAGUUCAUGUGCAAUGGAGGUCAUCCCAUUUUUGUCCUCAGAGUUGUGAAGAGAAGAAUGUGAAGGAGCUGGACUAUGUGUGUGAAUGGAGAUACAACAGUUGUGCACCAGCUUGUCCAGUGACCUGCCAACACCCCGAACCCUCAAGUUGUCCCCUUAAAUGUGUGGAAGGUUGCCAAGCACACUGCCCUCCUGGUAAAAUCCUGAAUGAGGUAACUGGAACAUGUAUUGACCUUCAAGACUGCCCUGUGUGUGUGGUUGAAGGACGGCGUAUUCCACAUGGAAAGUACAUUUUAUUGAACCAAGAUGAACCUUCACUUUGCCAGCAAUGCCAUUGUGAAGAACAAACUCUAAAGUGCAGUGCUUGUGAUGUACAUACAACAACAAGAUCACCACCUACUGAGCCACAACUCCCUCCGGAAGAACCAACUCCAGAACCUACACCAUAUGAAGAGUAUGAGGGAACAGUUGCACCUGGGACAUAUAACUGUGAAAAAGCCAUGGACCUGGUUUUCCUUGUUGAUGGUUCCUCCAAACUUUCUCGAACUGAUUUUGAAACUGUAAAAGAUUUUAUUGUCAGUAUUAUGGAAAAAAUACGUAUUUCACAAAAAAGAAUUCGAGUCUGUGUUGUCCAGUACAAUUCUACACACACACCUAAAUUAUUUAGCCUUAAUGAGAGACGGAAACUCUCUGAUAUGGUUACUCAAGUAAAAAAUAUGAAAUAUAUGGGAAGUCCAACAUCUUCUGCUGCUGAGGCAAUAAAAUUUACAAAUUCAUAUGUGUUCGAUCUGGCCAAGAGGGACAAUGCACCAAGAAUGGUCUUAUUACUUACAGCCUCCAAAAGUUCAAAAAGCUUAACAAGUAUAAGACUUGGGAUAAAAAAGCGUAAAGUCACUCUGAUUCCAAUUGGGAUAGGUCCUUACGUUGACAUGGGUGACAUUGAAUUCAUUGAAAAGCAAUCACCAAUGAACAAACCAUUCAUUGUGCCCAAAGUUGAUGAUUUAAUGACCCGCAAGAAUGAAAUUAUCGACUACUUAUGUGACUUAGUACCAGAACCAACACAAGGUACAAUAACAAAAUCCAAAACUCAAACAGAGUCUUCAAGAAAGAUUACCACCACCACCACUAUUGCAGAGACUCGGAGAAAUAUCCCCACCACUACACCAGCCCCAGUCCCCAUCCCUCCUGAUAGAGAACUUACUAUUGCAUUUGAAGGCUCUGUCGACAUUGAGAAAAUUAAGAUUUUCCUUGAAGAUUUGAUUCAGAGAAUGGAUAUCGGUGAAGAAACCAUUCAUAUCACCAUCAUACAGUAUUCUUUCACUGUAACUGUUGAAUUCACCUUUACAGGGAAACUACAAAAACAGAACAUAAUCAAACAGAUUAGAAAAAUUGAAUACAGGGGUGGAAAUGCCACCAACACCGGAGAAGUUCUUCGAUACAUCAGCAAACACACAUUGAGGAAAGACUUUGAAAGUAGUCACUCAAAUCCUCCCUUGGUGUAUAUGAUACAAGAAAAUCCACCAACUGAUGUCAUAAGAAAAGAGGAAAAUAUAAAUGUAUUUCCAAUAUCAGUUGGCACAAAAGCUCCUAUAAAAGAGUUGGAUAUCUUCGGAGAUCAAAGAGUUUUUAAAAAUUAUGAUCAAUUGUCAAGUAUAACAGAAGAGAUAAUCACAGGUUGUUGUUCUAGAAUUGAUCAACCAACACAUAUCCCUGUCGUACCAUGCAUGAAACAAAUGGAUGUCAUAUUCGUAGUGGACGGUGGAUUGAAUGUCAAAGAAUCUGAAUUUGAGUAUAUGAAAACAUUUGUGAAGAAUUUUAUAAAAAAAGCACACAUUGGUCAUGAUGCAACUCAAGUGGCUGUGCUUCAGUACGGAUGGGCACCUACAAUGGAGGUUGCAUGGACAGACCCUCAAGACAAGAUAAGUCUUCUUAAAGCAGUUGACACCAUGCAGAAAAUGGGAGAAGGAUCAGGCAAAAUUGGAGACGCAUUGGAUUUUGCAGUCCAAAGUGCUGUGUCAAAAAUACAUGGGGCAAGGCCUCUUUCUUCUAAGAUUGCAGUCCUCAUUGUAGCAGACAAGUCCUCGGAUCAAGUGGAUUAUGCAGCCACCUUUGCAACAGCAAAUCUGUUAUCAGUAUUUCCGAUCGGAGUUGGAUCCAGGUAUGAUGAUGAUGAACUGGUAAAGCUUGCCGGACCAUCUGGUAUCCACAAGAUCACAAAAGUACAACUUUUUGAUGAUUUGCCAACUAUGCUUCUUCUUCGUGAUGACUUCAUCAACAAACUUUGCACUGAUUCUGUAAACGUUUGCAUUGAUGAGGAUGGAAAUCCAAGAAAGGCUGGAGAUACAUGGACACUACCGGACAAAUGUCACAUAAUCACCUGCCUGGAUGGUGGCAUGACCAAAGUAAGCAACAUUGGAGUAGACUGUACAAAGAUACCACAACCAAUCUGUGACAAUGAUCUACCAGCAAUAAAGAUUAAGGAGAGAUGUGGAUGUCGAUGGGUGUGUCCAUGUAUAUGUAAAGGAAGUUCCAGCCGACACAUCGUUACAUUUGAUGGACUUAAUUUUAAACUCCUCAGUAAUUGUUCCUACGUGUUGUUUAAUGACAAAAAGAACAAUCUCAAAGUCACCCUGCAGAAUGGUGACUGUGGGUUAUCGAGUGGUCAGACCUGCAUGGAUUCUGUGAGUGUGAAGUACAAUGGGGACACCGCAAAGCUUUCAUACAAUAUGCAGGUCUCUGUCAAUGGAGAGCUAGUCCAGGUGCCUUACAACAACACUUUUGAAGUGGGUGUUUUUGGAGCCAUCAUGCAUAAUAUGAAAAUCCCUGAGCUUGGAUUUGCUUUUUCAUUCACACCAAUAAACAAUGAAUUUAUACUUGAGUUCAUCCCACAUGGAUUCUCGUCAAGGACUUCAGGGCUUUGUGGAAUAUGUGACCACAACCCAGUGAAUGACUUUACACUCAGGGACGGCUCAGUUACAAGAGACAGCAGCAGAUUCAUUAAGGAAUGGACCAUGGUUGAUGAGUUUGGAAGAACAUGCGAAACCAGACUGGAUGAUGUGUGCAGCCAGUCUCCAAGUCAUCAGUGUAACAUUGUGCUUUCCAAAGCAUUCGAGCAAUGCCACUCCAAAAUUCAGCCAAGUGAUUAUUUUAAGUUAUGUCAAGAGUCCAGCUGCCAUGGUCAGGAUCCCUGUGAGAUCAUUGCAAGUUACAGCCACCUUUGCAGGCUUCAUGGAUUGUGCAUAGACUGGAGGUCCUCAGAUAUAUGCCCAAUGGCCUGCCCUAAUACCAUGGUAUAUAAUCAUUGCCAUGUAGGAUGUGACAAGAACUGUGACAAGACAAACAGCAAAAAUAUGUGUUUUGAGUCUGACCACCGAAUAGAAGGGUGCUUCUGCCCAGAUGGAGAGGUGAAGGUUAAUGGGAAAUGUGUUUCAGAAAGUGUUUGCAACCAGUGCACAGAUGAAUAUGGAGACCACCACAAGCAUUUGGAAACAUGGAUACCUUUACACAACCCCUGCAGUAUCUGCAUAUGCCUAGACGACAGGAUCACCAACUGCUCACUGAAGCCAUGUCCAACCAUCAAGCCUCCUACUUGUGGCCCAUGUGAAAUUCCAUCACGUAAACGGAGUUCUGAUCAAUGUUGCUCGGAGUAUGAAUGUGUUUGUGAUAAAAGCUCCUGUGAAAUCCCUCCAGUGCCACACUGUGAGAAUGGAAUGGAACUAGUACUGACCAACCGAGGAGAGUGCAAACCCAUCUAUGAGUGUGUCUGCAGAAGAGAAACGUGUCCUUUGUUAAGGCGUCCCAGUUGCCCACCUUACAAAAGGCUUUCUUUGAAGAACACAGAGUGCUGUGAUACCUACCAAUGUAUAUGCAGCUGCACCAAUUCGACAGACACUUGUCCUUCUGGAUAUAUAUCUUCUAUCCACAUCAACGAGUGUGGCUGCACCAGUGUGACAUGUAAUGCAGAUAAGGUCUGUGUACAUAAGAAUAAUGUCUACCAUGCUGGAAGUUCAUGGGAAGAUGGCUGCCUGAUUUGUAAGUGCACUGAUACGAUCGACCCUAUCACAAGCCUUCUCAGUGUGAUGUGUGAGAAAAAGCCGUGUGAUGAAAACUGCAGACCAGGAUUUAAGUAUGUGACUAAGGAACAUGAAUGCUGUGGAACCUGUAGGAGGGCCGUGUGUGAACAGGAGGUGAUCUCCAGAAGGAGAGGAGACGUUGGGGGAUCAGACAAUGACAAGCGCUACUAUAGUGUUGGUGCGAGGUGGACAUCUCCUUAUGAUCCUUGUAUCAUUAAUGAAUGCGCCCAAGUGAAUGGAGAAGUCUUCACACUGCAGAGAAACAUCACCUGCUCUGACAUAGAGACCAAGAAAUGUCCUACAGGCUUUGAGCUGAGCUGCACACAUAGUUCAGAAUGCUGUCCUGUCUGCCAAUGUGAACCUAUUCCUGGCUGCCUCCUAAAUGGAACUAUCAUUGGGCCUGAAAAAACUUUAAUGAUUGAUGAAUGUUCCUCCUGUGAAUGCAGUGUUACCAGUGGGCUCAUUACAAGCUAUAAACUUUCCUGUAGACGGGUCCGCUGUGAGCCAUGUCCAGAGAAUACAGUUUUACAGAAGACCAGUGAUCGUGUUGUGGUAAAUGUGUACUGACAGCCUGUCCUGUCACCAUGAAGAAUGGUAAUCGUGUCACUGUAGAGCCCAAUGAAACUUUACGAGAUGGCUGUAACUCUUACACCUGCAAAGUAAAUGAGCAAGGUGGCCUAAUGUUGGUUACUAGCAAGACUACAUGCCCUGAUUUUAGUCGAGAAAAAUGUCUGGCCGAUGGGGGUAAAAUCAAACAACUUGAUGAUUCUUGCUGUGAAACCUGUAUGGAGCCAGAAUGUAAACAAACAGGAGUUCCCAAAUACAUUCAAUUGACGACUGUUGUCAGAGCGGAGUUUAAGCAUACUGUCUUGUAAGGGUAAAUGCACCAGUGCAUCCAUCUACAACAUGAAAACUCGGAAUAUGGAAGACCAAUGCACCUGUUGCUCAGCAACACAGACUGAACUGAUAAAUGUUUCUCUCAGAUGCACCAAUGGGACUACAGUAGAACACGAAGUUACUCAAGCCACAAACUGUGAAUGUGUGUCCCGGAAAUGUAACAAAUAAUUAUAUCUGACUACUGCUGUGUAAGACUAUACACUGUGCCCAUCUAUACCAUGCCUUUUUCUGCAUUUUGAGCCUUUAUGACCUAAAUUGUGGGAGCUUUGUUGCUGGAAGAAAAAGUUGCUGAAAAUAGCAAAUGACACAUCAACACCAAUAGUUAUAUAGCUGCAAAGCAAUGCCUCGACCCAUUAUGUGCAAUUUAAAGUGUUUUACAUUUUUAAUUUUUUUCUUGCGGACAAAUUCUUCUAUGAAGCAGAACACAUAGAGUAUUUUAUAUUUUCACUAAUAAUGCACUUAAAGCUAUGACUACUUUGAUUUACAUUUAGUAUAAAAAUGUAAGUUCUGUGUUGUAGUUGGUAAAUCCAUUCAGCUGAUGGAAUAAUACUAUAUAUACUGAAAGAAGCAGGAAAUGUAACUACUGCCUUCACAAAACCACUGUGUUAAAUAUUAAUGCAAUACUGUCAUUGAUGUUCUUUAUGCAUUUUCUUCUUUAAUUUGUAAAAAAAACAAAGACUAGAAUAUAAAUAAAGUGAAUUUUAUAAACACUA